Lolium rigidum is the source of this 1964-nucleotide messenger RNA. RefSeq names its product putative FBD-associated F-box protein At5g56440. The transcript is spliced from 3 exons. Gene Ontology annotation, molecular function: protein binding. The record is from RefSeq and is a predicted model, not a curated record. Bases 1 to 1587 code for a protein of 528 amino acids. NCBI's taxonomy places the organism in Eukaryota, Viridiplantae, Streptophyta, Magnoliopsida, Poales, Poaceae.
AUGGAGGCCGCGGUGGCGGCACUGGAGGCGGCCGCGGAGAAGACCGCCAGAGCGGCGUCGGCCGCGAAAGAGGCUGCCGUGGCGGCCUCGGCUGCUGCGACGGAGGCUGCAGGGGCGGCCACGGUUGCGAAGGAGGCCGCGAUGGCGGCCUUGGAUACCGCUGAGCAGGCGGCGGCGGCAUCGUCGGCAGCGAAAGAGGCUGCGGUGGCGGCGGAGGCUGCUGCAGCGGCGACCGCGAGGGAGCUGGCAGCGGCGAUGCGCUGUUCUAAGAAGCGUAGAUUCCAUCAGAUCGACGACGGAGGGAGUCGGAGCAGCCGCGAUGACAGGGGAAACCUCGAUCUCAUCAGCGCCCUCCCUGACGACGUUCUCGGCAGCAUCAUCUCCCGCCUCCCCACCAACGAUGGCGCCCGCACGCAGGCCAUCUCUCGCCGGUGGCUUCCCCUCUGGCGCUCCGCGCCACUUAAUCUUGCGGAUGAUUUUAUGGGCUCGGCCUUGGUCUCGAAGAUCCUCUCUGAGCACCGUGGCCCUGCCCGCCGCCUAUCGCUCAAGUUGCUCUGCCCAAUCGAGGUGAUUGACGGUUGGCUUCACUCUCAAGCCCUGGACAGCCUAGAGGAGCUCGAUCUCGCCGACAUCAGGGACAUACCGCUGUCCGUGUUCCGUUUCGCUCCCACGCUCCGCUUUGCCAGAUUCAGCCGUUGCGGUUUGCCCAAUUCAAUUUCAUCGCUGCGUCUGAAUUUCCCGUGCCUCAAGCAGCUCACCCUGUCCGGGAUCUCCAUUAUAAAGGAUGCUCUCCACAACUUGCUCUCUGGCUGCACUGCCUUGGAAAGCCUUGAGCUGACGUAUAUUUAUGGCAUAGGAGCCAUCUGCAUCAGCUCCCAAACUCUUAGGAGCUUAGCCUUCAACCGUUGCGGGUCGAAAACUUUGCAGCUAGUAAUCAAGGACGCCCCUUCUCUAGAAAGAUUGCUACCGCUAUAUCUAGACUGGGGUACAUUGACCAUCGAGGUAAUCCGAGCACCCAAACUGGAGGUAUUGAGUUUGCUAUCUGAAGGCUUAUCCAAAUUCCAGUUUGGAACAACGAUUUUUAAGAAAAUGAUUGCUGUCAGCUUAACAACCAAAAUUCACACCAUGAAGGUUCUGGUUCUCGACUCUAUUGGGCCUAAUCUGGAUGCCGUUGUUGACUUCCUCAAGUGCUUCCCCUGCUUGGUGAGGCUGUAUAUCAUUUCACACCCAACAAAGGAUAUGAAUAAUGCAAGGAAGUAUGACCGGUUGGAUCCAAUUGAGUGCCUUGAGCUCCAUCUAAAGAAAGUGGUGUUAAUGAAUUACGAUGGCAGCAAGAGGCCAUCUGUUGAAUUUGCCAAGUUCUUUGUUCUGAAUAGUAAGUUGCUAAAAGAGAUGGAAAUCGAAGUUCUUAACAACCGAAACGACAAAUGGAUGGCUAAUCAACGCAAGCAGCUAUGUGUGGAUAAUAGAGCUUCUCGAGAUGCUCGAAUUGAACUGAAAAUCGGUACUAAGAAAUCCGACUUACGCAGGAUGGAUACCCAUGAUUUGUCAAUGUCUGAUCCCUUUGAAAGCGGAGCCUUUUGUUGAUACUACAAGUUUAGUUGAUGUCCAUCCCUAAGAUUGUGUUGUUUUGUUGAAAGCACAAUUUUUGUAUGUCUGUAAUCUAAUGCUGUCCACCCUUCAGUUGCUCUAUGAUAUACUGUAUGAUGUAUGGCCAACUCAAGAAUAAACCAGGAUUGAGGAGGUGGUGUAACAAGUAUCUAAGCUCAGACUUCAAAUUGAAAGCUGGAAAGUUGAAGCUGCUAACAGAAUGCUAGUUUAAUCUGCUAAGUUAAGUUGGUAUUGUUUGCUCUGUUCAUGUUUGGGUGUUGUACUGUAAGCUGAUAAUAUCAGAAGCUACUAUAUCUCUAUUCUGAACACUUGCUUUAAUGAAAAAGGAUGGUAUUUAUGCCUCUUGUCUAAAA